CAAAGAAAGGAGGAAAGGAUGUAAAGAAGAAUAUGAAGAAGAAAGGAUGUAAAGAAGAAGAGGAAGAAGAAAGGAUGUAAAGAAGGAGAGCAAGGAAAGGAUUUAAAAAGCAGAGAAAGAAGAAGGGGAAGAGGACGGUGAAAAGGACAUGAAGAGGAAGGAAGAAAGGAUGUAAAAAGCAAAGAAAGGAGGACAGGGUGUAAAGAAGGAGAGGAAGAAGAAAGGAUGUAAAAAGCAAAGAAAUGAUGUAAAGAAGAAGAGGAAGAAGAAAGGAUGUAAAGAAGAAGAGGUAGAAGAAAGAGGAAGAUGCCCUUCCAUCACGUGCGUGCAGGUCUCCUGUAUCCAGACAACUUCUUGAGCAGCUCACUGGCAGAAGGUUCUGAAGCCUUCCAGCUCACCAGCAUCUCCACAGAGGAGCUUGGAGAAAUCCGCGAGGCGUUCCGUGUUUUGGACCGUGACGGGAAUGGCUUCAUCUCCAAGCAGGAGCUGGGAAUGGCCAUGCGCUCGCUGGGUUACAUGCCCAGUGAGGUGGAGCUGGCCAUCAUCAUGCAGAGGCUGGACAUGGACGGGGACGGCCAGGUGGACUUUGAGGAGUUCAUGACGAUACUGGGGCCCAAGCUGCUGUCGUCUGACAACAGAGAAGGUUUCCUUGGCAACACCAUCGACAACAUCUUCUGGCAGUUUGACAUGCAGCAGCUGUCAUUGGACGAGCUGAAGCAGGUGCUCUUCCACGCCUUCCGAGACCACCUGACGAUGAAGGACCUCGAGAACAUCAUCAUCACCGAGGAGGAGAGCCUCAACGAGACCUCAGGGAACUGUCCCGAGUACGAGGGAGUGCAUCCCAAGAAGAAGAAUCGUCAGACGUGCGUCAGGAAAAGUCUCAUCUGCGCCUUCGCCAUGGCGUUCAUCAUCAGCGUCAUGCUGAUUGCAGCCAAUCAGAUGCUGCGCAACGGCAUGGAGUAAACUUGCGAGCACUGAGACACGUGGACCUCACUGAUGGACCUGGAUGGGACCGUGAAGAACCGAGAUGGACCACGAUGGAGACUGUUGAACCACCUUAGACUGUAAUAGACCAUGAUGGACCGUGAUGGACCUUGAUGCACCAUGAUUGACCUUAAUGGACUGUAAUGGAUCAUGAUGGUCCAUGAUGGACCUUGAUGGACCGUGAUGGACCUUGAUAGACUUUCAUAGACAGUGAUGGACCAUGAUAGACCAAUAUGGACCUUGUUGGAUCGUGAUGGACCGUGAUUGACCACGAUGGACGUUGAUGGACCAUGAUGAACCCUGAGAGACCGUGAUGGACCUUGAUAGACUUUCAUAGACAGUGAUGGACCAUGAUAGACCAAUAUGGACCUUGUUGGAUCGUGAUGGGCCGUGAUUGACCACGAUGGACGUUGAUGGACCAUGAUGAACCCUGAGAGACCGUGAUGGACCUUGAUGCACCAUGAUGGACCAUGAUAAACCAUGAAGGACCAUGAUGCACCAUGAUGCACAAUGAUCAAUUAAGAUGGACCAUGAUACACCAUGAUGGACCAUGAUGGACCAUGAAGGACUACGAUGCACCAUGAUGGACCGUGAUAAACCAUGAUGGACCAUGAAGGACUAUGAUGGACCAUGAAGGACUAUGAUGCACCAUGAUGGACCAUGAAAGACCAUGAAAGACCAUGAUCAAGCUCGAUGGAUAAUGAAGGACCAUGGAAGGCCGUGAAGGUUUAUAAAGGACCAUGAUGGACCAUGAUAAACCAUGAUAGACCAUGAAGGACCAUUAUGCACUAUGCUAGAUUAUAAAGGACCAUGAUGGACCUUGAUGUACCAUGAUGGACCAUAAGGGACCAGGAUGGACCUUGAUGAAUGCUGAGGGACCUUGAUGGACCAUGAUAAACCAUGAUGGAUCAUGAAGGACCAUAAUGGAGCAUGAUCGACUGUGUUGGAUAAUGAAGGACCAUGAAGGACCAUGAUGGACCAUGAUGGACUAUGAUGGAUCAUGAAGGGCCAUGAUGGAGCAUGAUCGACUGUGUUGGAUAAUGAAGGACCAUGAAGGACCAUGAUGGACCAUGAUGGACUACGAAGGACCAUGAAGGAGCAUGAUGGACCGUGAUGUACCAUAAGGGACCAUGAUGGACCUUGAUGAAUCCUGAGGGACCUUGAUGGACCAUCAUAAACCAUGAAGAACCAUGAUGGAUAAUGAAGGACCAUGAUGGAGCAUGAUCGACUGUGAUGGAUAAUGAAGGACCAUGAAAGGCCGUGAAGGUUAAUAAAGGACCAUGAUGGACCCUAACAGACCAUGAUGGACCCUAAUAGACCAUGAUGGACCCUAAUAGACCAUGAUGGACCCUAAUAGACCAUGAUGGACCUUAAUAGACCAUGAUGGACCCUAACAGACCAUGAUGGACCUUAAUAGACCAUGAUGGACCCUAAUAGACCAUGAUGGACCCUAACAGACCAUGAUGGACCUUAAUAGACCAUGAUGGACCCUAACAGACCAUGAUGGACCUUAAUAGACCAUGAUGGACCCUAACAGACCAUGAUGGACCUUAAUAGACCACGAUGGAUCCAAGCACGUCUGUGAACAACCUUUGUGCUGCUAUGAAGUUCAGUUUGAGGAGCAGAAGAAGAGAUGUUUUUCUGAAGAUGUCACAUUUCAACUAACUGGACUCUCUGAGAACUUUCUAAACUAAAAUACUUGGAUUUUUAUUUUGCUGACGACCCUUUAAAUUACUUUUCUAUUUAUUGACAACACUGAUCAGGUGCUUGGAGCCAUUCCUCAUCUUCUUGUCUGUGAACACACUCACUCCUCCUACCAGGAGCACAACACCUCCUGCACUGUGGGAGGAGAUGCAGCAGGGGAAGGAGAGGAAGAAGGAAAAGAAAGAGGAGAAGAACAAGGUGAAGGAGGAGAAGGAGAAGAAGAUGGAGUAAAAGAAGAAAAAGGAAGAGGUGAAUAAGAAGAACGAGAAGAAGGAGGAAAAGAAGAUGGAGUAGGAGAAGGAGAAGAAGGCGAAGGAGGAAAAGAAGAAGAUGGAGAAGGGGAAGAAGGGAAAGGAGAGGAAGAAGGAAGAAAAGAAGGAGAAGAUGGAGGAAAAGGAAGAAAAGGAAGAGGAGAAGAAAGAGAGGAAGGAGGAAAAUAAGAUUGAGAAGGAGAAUAAGGUGAAGGAGGAGAAGAAGAUGGAGGAAAAGAAAGAGAAGAAGGAAAAGAACGAGAAGGAGGAAAAGAAGAAGGAGUAGAAGAUGGAGUAAAAGAAGGAAAAGGAAGAGGAGAAGAAGUAGAAGAAGAAGGAGGAGAUAAAGGAAAAGAAGAUUGAGUAAAAGAAGGAAGAAGAAGAUGGAGUAAAAGAAGGAAAAGGAAGAGGAGCAGAAAAAGAAGAAUGAGAGGAAGGAGGAAACUAAGAUGGAGAAGGAGAAUAAGGUGAAGGAGAAGAAGAUGGAGUAAAAGAAGGAAUAGAAAGAGCAGGAGAAGGAAAAGAACAAGAAGGAGGAAAAGAAGAAGGAGAAGAAGAUGGAGUAAAAGAAAGAAAAGGGAGAAGAGAAGAAGGAGAAAAGGAAGGAGAACGAGAAGAUAAAGGAAAAGAAGAUGGAGUAAAAGAAGAAAGAAGAAGAUGGAGUAAAAGAAGGAAAAGGAAGAGGAGAAGAAAAAGAACGAGAGGAAGGAGAGAAAUAAGAUGGAGAAGGAGAAUAAGGUGAAGGAGGAGAAGAAAAUGGAAAAGGAGAAUAAAAUGAAGGAGGAGAAGAAUAUAGAGAAGGAGGAGAAGGUGGAGUAAAAGAAGGAAAAGAAAGAGGAGGAAAAGAAGAAGGAGAAGAGGGUGGAGUAAAAGAAGGAAAAGGAAGAGAAGAAGAAGAAGAAGAAGAAGGAGGAGGAGAAAAGGAAGGAGAAGGAGGAGAUAAAGGAAAAGAAAAUGGAGUAAAAGAAGGAAGAAGAAGAUGGAGUAAAAGAAGGAAAAGGAAGAGGAGAAGAAAAAGAACAAGAAGGAGAAAAAGAAGAAGGAGAAGAAGAUGGAGUAAAAGAAAGAAAAGGGAGAAGAGAAGAAGG
Nerophis lumbriciformis (worm pipefish) is the source of this 4027-nucleotide messenger RNA. It is a transcript of the gene caln2, whose product is annotated as calneuron 2. Gene Ontology annotation, cellular component: trans-Golgi network membrane. The record is from RefSeq and is a predicted model, not a curated record. NCBI's taxonomy places the organism in Eukaryota, Metazoa, Chordata, Actinopteri, Syngnathiformes, Syngnathidae. Gene Ontology annotation, molecular function: calcium ion binding.